CCCGGGCGGCCGGCGGCGUUGGGAGUUCCCGGCUCACCCGCCGCCCCCCCGCCCCAAAAGAAGUGCAGUAGUUUGUGAAACGCAAGAUGGCGGCGCGGCCGUGAGCGAAGGCGGCAGGCGGGCAGGCAGGCGGGAGGGCGGCGAGGGCUGAGGGGGCGAGGCGGAGCGGCGCCGUCAGAUCAGGAUGUGCAGCGCUGGAGAUCAACACCGACCACAAUAAAGCACGAAAUGGAGGCAGUUCUGGAUCUCUGAAAGGGUUCACAGGAUCUGCAAUAGUGAACGUUUUCUGGUGGUGGAUGUGGACUUUAGAAUAGAGUGUGGCUCAGCAUCUCAUCCUCAACUGUCUCUUUUUAAUCUGAUUGCACUACAAAAGCAAAGCUGCUAAUGGGAUAAAUGUUGAGACAUUACAAGAACUGACUUGAAGUACCAAAAGCCAUUACUAUUAUUAAUCAAGAAGAGCCUGAAGCUAAGUCUGUGUCUGACCAAUUGGUAUCAUUUUCACAUAACAGGCAUGGCAAGUAAACGAAAAUCAACAACACCGUGCAUGGUCUUAGCCAAUGAGCAGGAUCCAGAUCUGGAAAUGGUAUCUGACUUGGAGGAAGGACCACCUGUACUGACACCAGCAGAUAACCCCGCAGCAGAGAGCGUAACAAGUGAUGAGGAUGUUCAUGAGUGUGUGGAUUCAGACAAUCAGAAAAAUGCAAAUAAAGUAGAAGGUGGUUAUGAGUGUAAAUACUGUACUUUUCAAACACCAGAUCUCAAUCUGUUUACUUUCCAUGUGGAUUCGGAACAUCCCAACGUAGUGCUAAAUUCCUCCUAUGUUUGUGUAGAAUGUAAUUUCCUUACCAAAAGAUAUGAUGCUCUCUCAGAACAUAAUCUGAAGUACCACCCUGGAGAGGAGAAUUUUAAAUUGACCAUGGUGAAACGUAAUAAUCAGACAAUCUUUGAACAAACAGUGAACGACCUCACUUUUGAUGGGAGUUUUGUUAGAGAAGAAAAUGCUGAACAGGCUGAAUCUUCUGAGGUCCCCUCAUCAGGGAUCUCAAUUAGCAAAACUCCUAUUAUGAAAAUGAUGAAAAAUAAAGCUGAGACUAAACGUAUUGCUGUUUUCCACAAUGUAGUCGAUGACAUUCCUGGUGAAGAAAAGGGAACGGAGAAUGAGCCAAACUCUGAAGAAGCAGUGGAAAACCAACCACCGGCUGUUCCUGAGUCCAAAGGGAGCCACUCAGUUGUUUGCAGUGCAGCAGAUGUGGCCAGUGCAGUGGUGACUCCAGCACCAGUGCUUCAGCCUGGGGUGGCACAGGUUAUAACAGCUGUUACAGCUCCACAGAACUCAAACCUGAUUCCAAAAGUCCUAAUACCUGUCAACAGCAUUCCAGCCUAUAAUACUGCUUUGGAUAACAAUCCUCUUCUGCUCAACACCUACAACAAAUUCCCAUAUCCAACCAUGUCAGAAAUCACUGUUCUUUCCACUCAAGCUAAGUACACAGAGGAACAGAUUAAAAUCUGGUUUUCAGCCCAGCGUCUGAAACACGGGGUGAGCUGGACACCAGAGGAAGUGGAGGAAGCGAGGAGGAAACAAUUUAAUGGCACCGUGCACACUGUGCCACAGACAAUUACCGUCAUUCCAGCGCACAUUUCCGCUGCCAGCAAUGGUUUGCCUUCCAUUUUACAGACGUGCCAAAUAGUUGGUCAGCCAGGACUUGUUCUCACUCAAGUUGCUGGUGCAAACACGCUGCCAGUCACAGCCCCAAUCGCUUUGACUGUAGCGGGGGUCCCAAACCAAACGCAGUUACAGAAGAGUCAGAUCCACACGGCUCAGCCUCUUGCAGAAACCAAACAAGCAGCUGCCACCCCGGCCCCUCAGCCCAUCAAAAAUGAAUCUGCACUGAUGAAUCCUGACUCCUUUGGCAUACGAGCCAAAAAAACGAAGGAACAACUGGCAGAGUUGAAAGUCAGCUACCUUAAAAAUCAGUUUCCUCAAGAUUCAGAAAUUGUUAGGCUUAUGAAAAUAACAGGGCUGACUAAAGGAGAGAUCAAAAAGUGGUUCAGCGAUACACGCUACAAUCAGAGAAACUCAAAGAAUAAUCAUGGGAUUCAUCUCAACAGUGAUUCGUGUGCCACCAUUGUUAUUGAUUCAAGUGAUGAAAUGAAUGAGUCCCCGACGGGAGUCGCUCCGCAGAGCAAGUCAUCGUGGAGUGCUUUUCCUGAUUUCACCCCACAGAAAUUCAAAGAGAAGACUGCUGAACAGCUGCAAGUCCUCCAAGCAAGUUUUCUUAAUAACCCUGUCCUAACUGAUGAAGAGAUGAAUAGGUUGAGAGCACAAACCAAACUGACCAGGAGAGAGAUUGACGCCUGGUUUACAGAAAAAAGGAAAUCAAAUGUCUUAAAGGAAGAGGGAGCCGACUUGACUGAGAGCAAUGCUGGCAGCUCAAAAGAGGAGGCUGGAGAAACAUCUGCGGGAGAUGGAGCAGCAGGAACAAAAUCAGGGUGUUCCACUUCAAGCAAAAUAGGGAAAAAAUCACCAGAGCAGUUGCAUAUGCUUAAAAGUUCCUUUGUUCGUACUCAGUGGCCAUCUCCACAAGAAUACAACAAGCUGGCAGAAGAAACUGGGCUCCCAAGAUCAGAAAUUGUGAGCUGGUUUGGAGAUACUCGCUAUGCUUGGAAAAAUGGUGGAUUGAAAUGGUAUUAUUAUUAUCAGAGUGCCAAUACAAACAGUCUGAAUGGCCAAGGCUUCUCAAGAAAAAGAGGGAGAGGAAGACCAAAAGGGAGAGGCAGAGGGAGGCCUCGGGGCAGGCCUCGAGGAAGCAAGAGAUUAAAUUGCUGGGACAGAGGUGUGUCUGUCAUAAAAUUCAAAACUGGAACAGCAAUCCUGAAGGACUACUACAUGAAGCACAAAUUCCUUAAUGAGCAAGACCUUGAUGAACUGGUAGCCAAAUCACACAUGGGAUAUGAGCAGGUCAGAGAGUGGUUUGCAGAAAGGCAAAGAAGAUUAGAACUUGGAAUAGAGCUGUUUGAUGAGAAUGAGGAGGAAGAUGAAAUGCUUGAAGAUCAGGAAGAUGAGGAAGAAACAGAUGAUAGUGAUACUUGGGAACCUCCCCGACAUGUUAAGCGUAAACUUUCAAAAUCAGAUUGACAUGCAGUUUGUGAUUUGGAGGCCAAAAACCUGUUAAUUAGGUUGGAUGUUAUGGAGAAGAGCCAAAUGAUUUUUCAUGGCCUUCAGUUUAGCAAGCACCUGCUUAGCAUCCUCCUUCCGCCUAAAAAAACAUGGGCAAGAUGCUACCUAUGCAGGAAACAACUAUUUGCUUCCUUGCUACAAGAGAUGAACACCCUCAGGCCUAGCCUAGGACGUGAGUUUAUGAAUGAGAUCCAGUUCAGCUCCUCCUCUUCCACAUUACCAACAGGAAGGUUCAUGUUUGUAAUUCUCAUGACUGCUUCUCAAUAUUUAAUUGCCUUACGUUUAAUUCCAAAAGAAAACCACAGACACAUAUUUUUUCAUUGAUGUAGGAGAACAUUACCUGCUCAUGAAGGAAGAAAGUACAAAAACCUAAGAUGUCUGUUUGCAAACAUCGCUUCACCUGAAAGGUUUCGUGGCCUGGGUCUAUUUCUUAAGGAAAGAGUUCAGAACAAAAGAGAAGGGGAAAAGUAUGACAAAGGAAUCAAUGAACCUAGGGGUGAGGAUUGCUUGGUUUAAACAAAUGAGGUGAUAUUGGCACCUUUUGCAUAGCUUCAGAAUGUUUUGGGUUUACAGAACUUGUUCUGACAUGUUCCGUGUUUAUAACUGAGUUAACUGAAUGAGUCAAAUGCUAGAAGAUGCUUUUUGCAUUUAAUCAGUGUAUCCUACAUCAAUUUAAUUUAAAUGCCUGACAAACUUGAUGCAGUUAAUAGUAAUGUUAAUUUUUAGCUUGUGCAUUCUUCCCUUUGUUGGAAAUGGUAAGAAAAGUAUGUAUAUUUCUACCUAAAAAGAAUAAUUUCUUGAAAUCUUACACUGAAUUUUAAGGUAAACGUGAGGCAGAAACUGCCUAAAAGUUGUUCAGAGUUGCUUAAGGGCUUGUAAGAAUACACAGUUGCAGAGUUGAAAAGCCUCUUUGGGUGCUAAUAAGAAAGGUUUUCAUGUUGUGGCAAUGACAUGAUGUUUAAUUCUCAAACAAAAUGAAGUUAUAUGGCUUUUAGACGCUUAGGAAUGAUAAACAUGCUAGUGUUUAACUGUUCUUCAGCGACAGCCCAGUUGGAUGAUGUGUGUGCAAGUUUAAGUUAAAUUCAUCUGAAUGGGUUGAGCUCAGCCCUGUGCUGAUAGGGCUGCUGAGUGAAUGCACUCAUUUUUUGAGGUGGUUUGAGCUACCCGAACUGGACUCCUGAAAUAAUGUAGUCUAAGAAACUGCUACAUCUUUAAAACAGAGAAGAAGAAAAAAAGUAGCUAUUUAAGACACUGAAAGCAUAGCAAGAGUUUGAAUGAUCAACUUUAUAAAUGGGCCAGCCUAAUGGAAGUUAAUUUAGGCAAAUGUCUGGCAUUUAGAGAAUUGGUACUUUUCUGAGGAAGAGUAAUUUGUGUUCUUGCUACUGUCAAACUACAUUUUUUAGGGAUGAGCUACUUUAUAUUUAGAUGUCAAAGAAUGAUAAUGAAUUGGUGCUGCUGUUGCCAGCAUUGUCUGCUUUUACAUUGGCACUAAUGGAAAGGAUACUAGCAAUCUCCUUUUGCACAUCUGUCAGCACCUUCUCUAUAGGCUUCUGCAUCUGGUGACCAGUGAGGGACAUGUUAGUGUAGAGAAAAUGUGCCCUAAUGUUUCCAAGAACCUAAUCUGGAAUUACAAUUUCUUCUUCCCUGUGAUAACUGUCAAAACACCAAAGAAAGUCAUUGUGACAUGAUUUUCUGAAGCAGAGGAGGCCAUGUUAGAUCUGUUUUUCAUACCUGAUCGUGCAGAUCAAAGAGAGUAACAUCUGACACAAGAAAAAAAUGAAAAAUACUGGUAGCUCAGCUUCCUUCCUGGACACUGGUAGCUGCUCUUCUGCUUCCAGGUGGAACAGGCUGCCUGAGCUGCAGGAGCAUGUUCUGUGUGAAAGCCAUUUACUGGAGUGAGCUCUUCUAACUGUCUGAGAUUGCUGGAAAGAAAAAGGCAAUAGCUUUUGGUGUGUGUCAUGACUUUGGUGAUGAAACUAUCUCCUGACUCCUGUGAGUGAGGCACAAGGUGGCCAGUGAUGCUAGAGAGGACCAGCAGCAGUCACUCAGUUUAACCUGGGGAUGGGGGAGAAGCAAAACUGUGUUGUCAGCACGCUUCAUUGGAGUGCUUAUGGCUCUGGAUGUAAGGUGCUGUAAGAGAGAUCAAGGCCUGAUGGUCUUCUUAGUGCUGACUUCUACAUGUGUUAGGGAGGUGCUCUUGUUUGGCUGGUAAUGAUAUGGAUGAGGCUGUUGUAGAUGCCACCAGAUACAAGAUUCAUGUUAGCUUGAAGCUCCCCUGGGAAUACAGGGUCAAAAAUCAGUGCUUGCUGAGUGGGAAAGGACAAAGCUAGUAGAGAAAGAGAUGCUAUUUUAAGUUUCCAAAAGUAUGAAAUCCAUAAAAUCCUUGGGAACAUGCCUCUAGCAAGGAAAACCUGGAGUUGCCUGAAUCCUUAAGGCUGACCCAGGAUUUAAUUUUUUACAAUAGAAAACCCAAAAAUACUCAAGCAACCUGUCCUAAUAAACAUCUCUGAUUUUUGUUAGCAGAGACUGAUUUAGGUUAGCACUAACUCAAAUCUUUUUAAAAAGAUGGCAAAAAAUAAAGAUCCAAGGUAAUUAUAUGAAUAAAGUGGGAAAUUUUCCAUUCUGGCAGUAUACAAAUAUAUAUACAAAUAACUCUCAGCUACAAUGGUAGGCCUGAGCACAUCUGGCCUGAAAAACACAGGAAGAGGAAAUACAUUGUUUAUCAGACUUAAUAUAGUUGGAUUGGAUGUCUUAUUCCAGUGAGAUGGUCAGAGAUGGUGGCAGUUAUAUACUGGGCCAGAUUUUCCAUUGCUGUAAAUGUUGCAAUUCCAUGUAUUCCAGUGGCUGUAACAGUAUUUACAUCCAAUUGAGGGACAGCAUCUCUUUGCAGAAUAUAAAAUUGAAAUUAAACCAUGUGCUGUGGGUCAGCUAAUGAGAGAUGCAGAGUGCCCACAUUUCCUUUGGGCUAUGUGCUCAUUGUAAGCCUUUCAGUUGUGCCAAGGAUAAGAAAAAAUCUGGGUGGGCUCAGCCUGAGGAGAGCAGUUUUAUGCAUUCAUUAUUGCUUAUAUUAUGUCUCUUAUUUCUGUUUGAACAAAGUCCAUUGAUUUACCAGUUUAUUUCAUGUGUAUAUUUGCACUGCUUACUGGGAGAGAGGGAAACUCCUUCCAAGGCCUCCCGCAUCAGGAUUGACAGGAGAAGCAUUAGAAAGAGCUGUCAGCAUUCUGAUCUGUUUUAUCUGUGAAUUAUGGUCAUGAUUGAUGGGAACUCAAAGCUGCUGGUAACAGUGGUUUAGCCCAGAUUAAUCUCAGCCAACCUUGGGCUGCUCUGCUCCUUACCUUGGUGCCCAAGACACACCACAGAGUCACUGAGAGAAAGAAAUCUCCAGGUGGGUGGAGAGGAUCCGGUGCCUUCUCGUUCUACCAGUUACAAACAGGAAACUUCCUAAGCUUAAGCACAUAAGCAAGUGUCUUGAUUUGUUGAGGAAUCUUGAGCAUUGCUCUGCUCAUCAGCAGUGUCACUGCAGCCUGGCUCCCUCUUGUAGCUCUCACUUGUCUGCAGAGGGUUUUGGAUGCCACUUGUGCUGAGCUAUGUUCACAGUGGAGAGGGAAGAGGCAUGAAAAGUCCAUCUUCCCUGGGUGAGUGUCCAUUUUGUUCAUUCCCCUGCUCAGUGAAGAAUUGUGUGGAGAUGAGCCAGUGGGAUGUUUUCUGUGUUUCUGUGGAGCUUCACCUCUUAGGUUUGAGCUAGUUACGAGCCAGGCUUCAGUGGCUGUCACUGACAGUGAGAUAAAGAAACUCUUUGAUCUUGCUCAGAUCUUACCUCAAAGUAGCUGAUCUGUUCUGAGUAUUGGAUGUCAGCACAAGGUCCUUUAGAGCUAAGGUGGAGCUUUUCUCUUCAUCUGCUGUUUCCACCAGUACCUGAUCUGAUGAUGCUAGUUACUGCUGUCCAUGGAAUUCAUCUGAGAGAAUAAAGAUAAUCCUUUGCCAAAAUGGAGAGGGAGAAGGACUAAAAGAAAGCAAGCAGUGUCACCAUCGGGUGAGGCAUCCACCAUGACUGCAUCGUGCUGCUUCAUGGCAUGUUUUGCUUUUGCUUCUAAGUACAGUGAAAAAGCACAGUUCCAUCUUAAACAGUGCUGUCUUCCCAGUAUCAACCUCUCAAUGACCCCAAGGUUAGUGUUGUAAAAAGAAAGUCAGACUUAUUCCUCCCUGGAGGUUUGAAUGAACGAACAGAGUGCUGGCUUGUGAGAAGUAGAAGGAAGGGAAAAUACAAAAGCUUGAAGGCUCUUGACUUUUGCCUGCCCUGCAGAAUUCACUUACCUAAAAACUGAUAAGCAAAACAAGUUUUAUUGUUGCUCUUUUGACAGAACAAGUAUUACAAUCACUCAUUUUUAGCACACAGAAAUCUCUGCUUUGUUUUGAAAGCCAAGGAGAAGAAAGAUAUCCAGUACCUCAUUACUAGAAUUUAGUGGAUUAUCUCUAAUCCACUGUUAGAAUGAAUGAAGCCAUUCCCUUUUUUAACCUUGCUCAGUACCAUUUGAAAAAUUGGUUGUUGUUUUUUUUCAUUACAAUAUAUGCAAUAUGGUGUCUGGCUGCAACUUUGGUUAUUGGGAAGGCAACUCUUGCAGUGUCCACACAUGACAUGAAAUAAUUUUCCUAAUGCAUGAUUUGUAGACUUCAUCCAAAAGUCUUUUCCUGCUCACCAAGGAACUCAAGGCAAGCAAAUGCACUCCCUUCCCCUCUGCAGAGCAGAGAAAGCAUUUCUGGAGCCCACACAAAGUGAUUCAUGGCCUCAUGUGGUCCCCAUAGGCCAGAAAGCCCAAAGAUGCAGACACUCUUCCUCCACUCUUUCCUUCUGAAGUGAGAGCUCAGCAGUAACUCUGACAACUUGUCUCUGGCUUCUGUGUUUUAAGGUGGGCUGUAUUUUCCCUUUUGCACUUAAUGGAGUACUGUGUAUUCAGGCUGGAUAUCAGUAUUUGCUUCUGUAAAUAUGAUGGUAUCGAUUUGCAUCCUCCACCUGAGUCUUGUAUCUGUGUAUAUUCAUAUCUCCCAAGGAGAGAAGAUAAUCUUUAAGCUUCUGUAAUAUUAAAUAUCCCUGACCUAAGCUGAGUGCACAUGAAAUAUAGCUACUUUCUUUGAUUUAAUUUAUUUUUUCUUGGAAAAGAAUUUUGCCUACAUUCAAUAGUAAUGAAGAGACAGUAUCAAUGACCAGAGAGCAGUAGAACUGUUAAGAGUUGUUUGUAAUGCCUGGGAUGAUCAUGUACAUUAGAGAAGGGCUAGUGAGGGCUCAGUUCUCUGCACUAAAUGGUGCUGGGUUACACCUGUAUUCUUCAUCCAGCUUGUGAUAUCCUAGGAUAAGUAGAGGUACCAAGUAGUAUGCUUGAAACUUACUGAGUCAAGUUACUUGAUGUUUGGUGAUAUAUUAAAAUUCUUUAGGGAAAGAAGUUGUAACAGAAAGUGAAAAAUCCCCUCAGUAGCUACUUACACAUGCUCGUUUGCUCAGAAUUCUGUGUUAUUUUCCCACUUCUGAAAAGGGAGAUUUUGAAGCACAUGGGGGUUACAACCCAUAUUUCCAAGUUUAAUGGUCUGAGCUUUUGGGGGUUUUUCUCCUUCUGCAAUAGAGGGCAUCUGCACUUUUUCGGUGGAUGGUAAUGGCAAAAAAGACUUACACAGCAUUUUAAAAUGUAGUGUGGUAACUGAGGAUCCUGUAGCACUUUUUGUGAACUAAGGUGAGAUUUGUCUGAUUGCUUGUUGAUGUCUGCUUUUAAGCAGGACACUGUAGCUAGUCAGUACACCUAAUGAAUGUGAGACAGCUCAUCCUGCAUGCCUGGAGUUGGUCAGAUGAACUGCACCCUAAACUCCACUGACUGCUACACGUGGCUUGCAGGCAGACAGGGACACUGCAGACAUCUGGAAUGAGGUGAGAUGAACCCUCACCUGGGAGCAUGCUGGUUUUCAGCACUGGUCUCAGUGUUGUGGUUAGCAAUGGUACUCACCUCUGCUUCCCACUUGACAGUUGCUGGGGAGCAUGAGGCCUUUUGUUUGUUUUGGUUUGGUUUUGCUUUUUUUUUGCUUUUUUUCUUCUAGAGCAGGUAGCACAACAUUGGUGGAUAAAGUAACUGAUUCUUUGUUAUAGUACUGUGGCAUAAUGAUGAUGUGGGGUUUCUCAAGUGUUCUAGAGAUAAGGUGACUAUAGGAACAUUGGACCAUGCAUAUCUUAGAAUGUGUUAAGACACAUAAUAUUUGUGUCUCAGCUGAUAAAAGUAUUUCCUUAUGCUUAUCCAAUGCUAGAUACCUAUCAUGAAACUUUCCCUAAAGAAUCUGCUAGAAUGACAGAAGAUCCAAGUCUUCAUUUGGGGUAUGAAACCACCAACCGUGAGAGCUCCCUUAGGAUUCCAAAAUGUUCGCCCUGCCUCCAGUUCCAGCUUACAAAACUGUUUCCAAUUUUGCAUAGCUGGCUAUCUGCAUGUAUGCUUACAGUCUGUACAGAAAUGCACUAAAAUGAGUUGCCCUACCUGGGAAGGCUUUAUAUUGUAUAGAAAAUGUGGCACUAGGUACUGCUCUUCAUGUGCACAGGAGAGUUCACAGGUGUCGAUCUCGUUUACAGAAAUGAUGGCGCUUUGCAAUUUUCUAUAAUAUAUUGCAAUAUAUUUAAAUGUCCUGUUUGACAUGUGAAAUGAAAUUAAGUUAAUGCAUUGUUAUGUAUUUGCAGUAUGAGGAAGAUGAUUCACUAACAACCAGCAAGGUUUUUAGAAGGUGUCCAGUAUGUAGCUGUCCGUGUGAUUUGUCUGGUGUAUGUGGUGUUAAAGGCAGCAAGAAUCCUCUCACUGUUUGGAAUGAAGAGUUUCUUUCGAAUGAUGCAAUAGCUUACAGUGUCUUUCCUUUGUAGCUGCCCAGUGUGGUGAAGGGGAAGCAAUUCUUGAAAAUGUUCAAGAUAACUGGUUAACUGUGAAUGGGCCUAAUCUUUCGUGAAACCAAGAACAUUUUUGGACACACACAGGACUUGAAUACUCAAAAGGAUUUGAACUUAGUGUUGUGCCAAAGUUAAACUACUGCAGUUGGCAGAAGUUCUGCACUGUAAAUAGAAGACUGAUUAAAAGACAGCUUGUAAAAAAAAAAAUCAAAAUUUUAAUACAGUACAUUUUUAUUCUGAUACAUGGAAACAUUCUGGUUUAGACCUUUUUUGAAGAUGCUUCAGUGACCACUAGAUUUUGUCCUCUUAUAUUUUGUUUGGCCUAAUACUAUAUGUUCUAGUAAGAUGGGCUUUAUUGCCUGUGUUCUUUGAUAUGUGAUUAAGCUUAUAGCUUUGAGUGACCAAACAUUUUACAGAGUAAAAGUUCUUAGAAACAGUAUAAUGUAACUGAUAUUUCUGUGUCUUAUUUAUCAGGCUCUGCACAAACUUGGAAAGUUGUGCUGGACUUGUACAACUCGUAUAUGGGAACACAGCAUACUUCUGGAUAUUACAAACCUAAGCCUUCGUGGCAUUAUGGAUCUUGUCUUUGGAUUUAUUUUUGUUAUUUUUUUGAGGCAAAGAGAUGAAUAGAUGCUGCUGUAAAGUAUUUGUAAUAUUGCCAUUAUUGCUUUCUGUAGCAAUUAUUGCUUUUGCUUCAUCAGAUAAAGAAAAUAAAUCAGAGAUAGAAAAAUCCUAAAAGAUGCUGGUAGAAGAAAGGAUCACGUGGGAACUUCUGAAAAUAAACUUUGUACCAAAAACCUGAAAACAGAAAUAGUGGAAUAAAUGUUUCCUUACUGA
Molecule: messenger RNA, 10922 nt
Organism: Calypte anna (Anna's hummingbird)
Lineage: Eukaryota; Metazoa; Chordata; Aves; Apodiformes; Trochilidae
Gene: ZHX1
Product: zinc fingers and homeoboxes 1
Exons: 3
Coding region: 512-3136 (874 amino acids)
Biological process (GO): regulation of transcription by RNA polymerase II
Cellular component (GO): nucleus
Molecular function (GO): DNA-binding transcription factor activity, RNA polymerase II-specific; DNA binding
Source: RefSeq, a predicted model, not a curated record